Coffea eugenioides is the source of this 1869-nucleotide messenger RNA. RefSeq names its product putative late blight resistance protein homolog R1C-3. The transcript has a single exon. The record is from RefSeq and is a predicted model, not a curated record. Gene Ontology annotation, molecular function: ADP binding. NCBI's taxonomy places the organism in Eukaryota, Viridiplantae, Streptophyta, Magnoliopsida, Gentianales, Rubiaceae. The coding region runs from base 1 to 1869 and encodes 622 amino acids.
AUGCAGAUAUCCUACAGCAGUAGCCGUAGUUGCUUUGAGCUCGCUCUAGAAUAUCUUCGUUGCUUACAUGGUACCAACAUACCGGGCGGUUAUCUUAUCUCGAAGCUGGCGAAGGGGGUGAGACUAUUACAGAGCUUUGAUCUGUAUCUGACAAAGUGUAGGAGGAGGAACCAUGAAACCUAUUUGGAACAAGAUGAGGAGGAGAAGGAUGUUACGUCUUCCAGAAUUCAAGUUCUGAUUACCAGGAAAAUCGAAGAUCUUGAAUUUGCUUGCAGCGAAUACUUGAAUCAUUCUCGAUCGCCUGAUUUGACUCGUAUUGCAAGUGAGCUCACCAUAUUCCUGGAAGCAAUCGAGUUGUUCUUCGAAACAGAUAUCAGCGAAUCGUGCAUCAACUAUCUCCUGGACUGUUACUGGCUACGAGAUCCAGAGCUAGUUAUUGAUUUCCUCGAUUCUGUUUCCAAGAUUCUGGUGGAAAUUUACAUAUACCAUUUCAAACGCCUUGUCGAGAAGCUAAUGUUCUUGAAGAGUUUCAUUCGCUUUGCUAUGCUUCGCGGCGUCGAGGGUCAGCAAUUGAUAGGUCUCUUGAUUCAUACUAAAAUGGUGUCUAUCAACGCAUUACGCCUGGCUUAUAUAUGGUGGUCUGACGUUAGCAGAUAUAAUGAUCCUGAAGCAAAACUUCAAAUUUCACGGCUAAUAAGUGAGAAGAUUAACCCCAGUGAGCCCCAAGUCCUAGAAACUUACAUCCAUGUCUUGACUGCUUCAAAGUUAUCAAUAUCAUCAAACACUUCAGCUCUGGAGAAGAGUAAGCAAACAGUAGCUGACUUUAUGGAUUAUCUCGUUCAGAAUACUACGGAGCUAUUACAACCUUGUACCAGUACUUCAGUCCCGAUUAUGAAUCAAAUGCUCAAAAUUGUUGAGGGGCUAAGAUUCCUGACAAUCCUUCUUAGGCAUCAGGAGAAGUUCAAAGAGCUAUGCCAUGAAAUGAAGAAUCUUAUUGGAAUUGUGGCCUGUGAUGCAGCGAUUGUAAUUUUCUCCCUUUUUGUGAAUCAAAUCGAAGAAGGCUUGGCCAAGGAAACCGAUCUUGCUCUUUUUCAUUUGCUCAAAGUGCUCAAGCUUAUGAGGGCAGAAUUUACACAGGUCUAUCCACUAAUAUCAGUAUCGGGAUUUGGUUUUCCUAGGAUCUGUGAGUUGGGCUCUAUGGAUUUUCUCCUAAGAAAUCUACAGGAACUAGCAAGGUCUGAUGAAAUUAAUUGUUCAAAUGCUUUUCCAGUGGAUAAAAUCCAGACGAUCCAAGAAGAUUUUGAAUUUUUAAGAUCUUUCCUGGAGAAAAUUAAGGAGCAGCGCAAUCAGAAUGAAAAACUCCAAGCUUUCUGGAGUCAUGUUAUGGAGAUUGCAUAUAAAGCAGAGUUAGUGAUUGACUGGACACUUGUUGGUGAUCGAUGUGAAUAUUGUUUGGAUGGUGUUGCUAGAGAUAUUAAUGUUAUGAAGAUUGAGGCUCAAGAGAUCUAUGAUAGCAUAAGUGAUGUUGGUAAAACCAUCAAGGGAGUUACCAUUACCAAGACUUUCACUCGCGUGCCAUCACAAGUUAUUGUCGCCGCGUACAAUGAAGAGCUGGUGCCUCUCGACGACGAGGUGAAAACUAUCACUGAUAGUCUUACAAGAGAAGGGUCAAGGCAGUUGGAUGUGGUUCCCAUCGUGGGUAUGCCUGGGCUUGGUAAGACCACAUUAGCCAAUAUAGUUUACAAUUCUCCAUCAGUAAUGUUGCAUUUCAAUAUUCGUGCUUGGUGCACUGUUUCUCAAGCAUAUAGCAUGCACAACAUGUUAGUUCAGAUAUUGGGUAGUUGGUGGGUGUCAAACCUCCAAAAAUAA